Thunnus maccoyii (southern bluefin tuna) is the source of this 1257-nucleotide messenger RNA. Its product is annotated as dynein regulatory complex protein 9-like. The record is from RefSeq and is a predicted model, not a curated record. Gene Ontology annotation, molecular function: protein binding. The coding region runs from base 71 to 1021 and encodes 316 amino acids. Gene Ontology annotation, biological process: cilium organization. NCBI's taxonomy places the organism in Eukaryota, Metazoa, Chordata, Actinopteri, Scombriformes, Scombridae. The transcript has 10 exons. Gene Ontology annotation, cellular component: cytoplasm; motile cilium.
UGUAAACUGUCAAGCUUUCGGGCUAACAGUUGCUGUGUUUUACAAGGAUAAACUAUGUUUUGUGAUUGCUAUGGAGAGAAGUGAAAUGUCUUUGUCCCGGAUUCAGAGUCUCAGACUGGCAGCUGUACUGGAGGAUUGUUCAGACCAGUUGGACAUACUGGGGCAUGCUCUGACAGUGCAGAUGAGCAGGGAGCGCAGCAGUGCAGCAGCACAGGAGGAAGCCAGAGUGACCAAGCUGAAACGAGACUGUCAAUAUAUAUCACAGCAGGUGUCCAAGUUAUAUUUAGAGCUGGAGGAAAAGCAGAGUUUCAGCUGUCUGCUGCAAGUGGUGGAGGAAGCGGAGCAGAAGAAGAUGGCUGAGAACAUGAGAAGAGAGACAAAGAGAGAGCUGGAGCGUAGAAAACAAUAUGUACAGAGGCAAGAAGAGGAGCUCCAACAGAAAAUUGAGAAACUGAAGCAGCUCACCAAAGACCUGACACAAAAGCUGAAAGAGCAGCCAUCGAAGACAAAAAACAAGAAUAAGCUUGUGGAGAAGGACUUUGAGCUGCAGUUCCAGAAGACAGAAAAAGAGACGAGCCAAGCUGAGAAGCUGCUAGAAGACCAGCUGGAGCUGCUGAAAAAACAGUUUAAGGAGGAGGUGAGAAUUCAUGAGGAGUCGCACAAAUUUCUGCAGAAUCGACAUGAGGAGUUGCAGCAGCAGCUGCAGCAGUGGCAGCAGCGCACGAAGCAGAUGCUGCAGGAGAAGGAGCAGCAGCUCAACAAUGUGCGCUGCAAAAGAACGGUGAUUUUGGACAAACUGAUGGAGAUGAGGAGGAAGUACAGGGAGAUGGAGCAGAUGGUGGUGGAGGACAGGGAGGAGCAGGAGAAACUGCGCCAACAGCAAGCAGAGGCCAGAGCUGCUACCAAGAUGCAGGCCUGGUGGAGAGGCUGCAUGGUGCGCAGAGGCCUCGGCAGUUUUAAAAAAGCAGAGGAGGGCAAGAAAGGCAAGAAGAAGAAGGAAGGAAAGAAGAAGAAGAAAUGACUUCUCUCCAACACUGCUUUGUGACAUUCAAAAAAUGUAUUUAAUUUAACAACAAUAAUUUAAAAAAUAACUAAAAAUGUAAAAGCAUGUUUUUUGUCAUUUCAAACAUACAGUUUACACCAAAACUAAAGCAAUCCCGUACAAUGUUUAAGAAGAACAAGAAAAGUGGUACACUAUGUGAAGGUAACAUGGAGCAUAUCAGCAUCAUAUCAUAUAUAAACAUAUCAGCAAAAGUA